UGAUUACAGGUGUAAGAAAAAGUUUCCCCCUUUUUUACAUUUACGCCACUACACAAGUAAAAAGAAAUUGUAGUUCGAUUUAGGGCGUGUGAUUGAUUCUUCGACCAUUUUUUUUUUAACUGUGUGGUCACACAGAAUUAGACUGUAAAUUGUUAGGUAUUUUUUUUUUUUCUUUUCUUGUGGGCCUUUUGCUGUCAAAACUGGUGGUUAGCAAAAUAAGGGUUUUUGUUUUUCUUUUUGCUAUUGGGGAUUUUUUUUCUUGGGAUGAUUGAUUGAUGAGAGAGAAAGAAGAGAGAGAGAGAUGGCGACUUUGAUUAGUGUUAUUAUCCAUUAUAGACUUCUGGGCUUUUCUCUCUUUGCUUGAAACCAUGGUGGUCUUUUUCACACUUCAAAUUCUCUCACUUGCUUGAAUUAAUUACUGUCUGUACCAAUUGAAUUUCUCUCUUUCGUUUCGUUGUUGUUCAUCCAAUAGGGUUCAGCAUUUCACAAGAAUUCGACUUUUUUCUCUUCUUGAAUUAUAACUUUAGUAUUCAUUUCCCCUUUGCUUUCUUGAUUUUCGCCUUUUCGAUUUCGUGGAAUAAAAAAUCCCAGAUCCCAUAAUUCUGGAUUCUAAACAAUGCCUCUGUGAAUUACUUGAGUUGGGUUUUUUUCCGAUUUUGAGUAUAAGACCGAAAAUCAGAUGCCGGUGGAAGAUGAAUCGAGUAGCUCCGAGUGGAGUAGGGAGCAAGACAAGCAAUUCGAGAAAGCGAUAGUAACGUACCCCGAGGAUACUUCCGAUAGAUGGGAGAAAAUCGCGGCGCAGGUCGCUGGAAAAUCUGCCGAGGAUGUUAAGCACCACUACGAACUCUUGGUCGAUGAUGUGAACCGAAUAGAAUCCGGUUUUAUAGAGGUGCCGUGUUACAAUUCGUCUUCGGAUGGUUCGAAUAGUCACGCCGGCGACGAAGUAACCGGUAAAAAAGGCAGCAAUUUCGGACACUCGAACGGCGAAUCGAAUCAUGGAGGCAAAUCUUCCAGGUCGGAUCAGGAGCGGCGAAAGGGGAUUGCUUGGACAGAGGAUGAACACAGGUUGUUUCUUCUGGGUUUGGACAAAUACGGAAAAGGCGAUUGGAGAAGCAUUUCCCGUAAUUUUGUGGUGACGAGGACUCCGACGCAAGUGGCGAGCCACGCGCAAAAGUACUUCAUCCGUUUGAACUCAAUGAACAAAGACAGAAGAAGAUCGAGCAUCCACGACAUUACUAGUGUCACGGGCGGUGAGAUUUCGGUUCCUCAAGGACCAAUCACAGGCCAGACAACGACAACACCGCCACCACAAAACGGUUCUUCGUCUUCUGCCGCCGCAAUUGGAGGUUCGUCUAUCAAAUCCAACAAACAGCCAGUUGCAGUUGCAGUGGGCCCACACACACACCAAGGAGUCAGCAUCUACGGCCCGCCGAGUAUCGGUCAACCGAUAGGUGGGCCCCUCGUUUCGGCUGUGGGUACGCCGGUUUACGGUGCGCCUGUCCACGGAGGAGUGGUCCCCGGUGCACCGAUGAAUAUGGCGCCUAUGGCGUACCCUAUGCCGCAUACUUCCGCGCAUAGGUGAUUUUGGUGUCGUUUAAAUUUCAGUUCACAUUUAUUUCCUAUCGAAUUUUCGAAAUAAGGUGUAGUUUUAAAAGAAAGAACUGCGUAUGUAUAGGUAAUUUGUGGCGAUGUAGCGGUUAUUUUUAGGAUCUUGAGAUUAUAUUCUGGUUUUUGUUGGGGUUUAUAGGCAUUUUUUUUAAAUUAUGGUGCAAAUUGUAAAGUACCUUUGAUGCUCUAAAUUAAGCCUCAGUUUUUUAGCUAAUAAAUGUUGUGAUGAAAGAGUUGACUUUACGUUGAA
This is a messenger RNA of Erythranthe guttata (spotted monkey flower), 1858 nucleotides long. Its product is annotated as Duplicated homeodomain-like superfamily protein. The record is from RefSeq and is a predicted model, not a curated record. Gene Ontology annotation, molecular function: DNA binding. Lineage: Eukaryota; Viridiplantae; Streptophyta; Magnoliopsida; Lamiales; Phrymaceae.